This is a messenger RNA of Phodopus roborovskii (desert hamster), 1484 nucleotides long. It is a transcript of the gene Tnfrsf11b, whose product is annotated as TNF receptor superfamily member 11b. The record is from RefSeq and is a predicted model, not a curated record. The transcript is spliced from 5 exons. Bases 132 to 1337 code for a protein of 401 amino acids. Gene Ontology annotation, molecular function: protein binding. Gene Ontology annotation, biological process: signal transduction. Lineage: Eukaryota; Metazoa; Chordata; Mammalia; Rodentia; Cricetidae.
GAGACUUGAUCAAAGGCAGUGCACACUUCCUGUUACUCAGACCUUAUAUAGAACGUCAUGAUCGCCUCCACUGCACAGACGCACCUAGCACUGACCCAGCGGCUGCAGCCUGAGGUUUCCCGAGUACCACAAUGAACAAGUGGCUGUGCUGCGUACUCCUGGUGCUCCUAGACAUCAUUGAAUGGACUACCCAGGAAUUCUCUCCUCCAAAGUACCUUCAUUAUGACCCAGAAACCAGUCGUCAGAUCCUGUGUGACAAAUGUUCCCCUGGCACCUACCUAAAACAGCACUGCACAGCGAGAAGGAAGACACUGUGUGUCCCUUGCCCUGACCACUCUUACACAGACAGCUGGCACACCAGUGAUGAGUGUGUGUACUGCAGCCCAGUGUGCAAGGAGCUGCAGUCCGUGAAGCAGGAGUGCAAUCGCACCCACAACCGCGUGUGCGAAUGUGAGGAAGGGCGCUACCUGGAGCUCGAAUUCUGCUUAAAGCACAGGAGUUGCCCCCCAGGCUUCGGAGUGGUACAGGCUGGAACCCCGGAGCGAAACACAGUUUGUAAAAGAUGUCCAGAUGGGUUUUUCUCAAAUGAGACCUCAUCCAAAGCUCCCUGUAGGAAACACACGAACUGCAGUGCACUUAGCCUCUUGCUAAUCCAGAGAGGAAAUGCAUCCCAUGACAAUGUAUGUUCUGCAAACAGAGAGGCAACACAAAAAUGCGGAAUAGAUGUCACCCUGUGCGAAGAGGCAUUCUUCCGGUUUGCUGUUCCUACCAAGUUUACGCCUAAUUGGCUCAGUGUUCUGGUAGACAACUUGCCCGGGACCAAAGUGAAUGAGGAGAGCAUAGAGAGGAUAAAGCGGCGACAUAGCUCACAAGAACAAACUUUCCAGCUACUGAAGCUGUGGAAGCAUCAAAACAAAGAGCAGGAUAUGGUGAAGAAGAUCAUCCAAGACAUUGACCUAUGUGAGAACAGUGUUCAACGGCAUAUCGGCCAUGCCAACCUCACAGACGAACAGCUUCACGUCUUGAUGGAGAGCUUGCCAGGGAAGAAGAUUGGCCUAGAGGACAUCGAGAGAACAAGGAAGAUAUGCAAACCGAGCGAGCAGCUCCUGAAGCUGCUCAGCUUGUGGCGGGUCAAAAACGGAGACCAAGACACAUCGAAGGGCCUGAUGUAUGCACUCAAGCAAUUGAAGUCAUACCACUUUCCCAAAACUGUCACCCACAGCCUGAGGAAGACCAUCAGGUUCCUGCACAGCUUCACUAUGUACAGGUUGUAUCAGAAGCUGUUUUUGGAAAUGAUAGGAAACCAGGUCCAGUCAGUGAAAAUAAGCUGUCUAUAACCAGAAAUGGUUAUGGUGCUGUUUCUUCAGGAUGGGCCAGCUCCAAUGGAGGAGAAGACUGUUUCUCAGGCACAUAAACAGGCACAGUGAUCCCUUUCUCAUCAACAAUGGGAGCGCAAACAACCCCUUUCCCGACCCCAUAUUAAG